Messenger RNA from Scomber japonicus (chub mackerel), 678 nucleotides. RefSeq lists its product as uncharacterized. Gene Ontology annotation, cellular component: AMPA glutamate receptor complex. The record is from RefSeq and is a predicted model, not a curated record. Lineage: Eukaryota; Metazoa; Chordata; Actinopteri; Scombriformes; Scombridae. Gene Ontology annotation, molecular function: protein binding. Gene Ontology annotation, biological process: negative regulation of BMP signaling pathway. The coding region runs from base 1 to 678 and encodes 225 amino acids. The transcript is spliced from 3 exons.
AUGGCAAAGGUGUUCAGUGAGCGCCUUUCCUUGGAGCGCAGAAUACGCACGGCCGUUUUGGCACUACUGCUUUGCGCACAGGCCGGCUUUGGCUUCUCAGUCGCCGGACAGCAGGAGAGCACCUGCGAAGCCAACGGCAGCAUAUACUACGUUGGGGAAUGGUACUUUCUGGACUCUGAUCACUGCACUCAGUGUGAGUGUACCGCUGAGGGCUCUGCGUGUGCCCGUACUGAGUGCACUUCUCUCCCGGCUGCAUGCAUCCAUGUCAGCCACUACCCCACCGACUGCUGCCCCCGGUGCGAGAAGAUCGGGUGUGAGUACCGCGGAGUGGUGUUCGAGCUGGGGCAAAACUUCCAGCCAUCAGAAUGUGAGCAGUGUACUUGUGACAGUGAUGGCAUCGCUCGCUGUCUAGUCGCAGAUUGUGCCCCUCCACCAUGUGUCAAUCCUGUCUACCAGCCUGGGAAAUGCUGCCCUGAAUGCAAGGAGGGACCAAACUGCUAUGCUGACGCAUCGCGCAGUCGGGUGAUUCCUGCAGGAGAGCCUGUGUGGGUCGACUCCUGCACCAAGUGUCGUUGUCAUGACGGUCAGGAUGCAGGCUACUGGGAGGGAAACCGUCUCGCCACCUGUUCCCGUCUCAAAAACUGUACGCCGGAGAAACCAUCCAUCCAGCAAAACUGA